AUGGAACCAUGGCACGGCCCCAUGGGGGCCCCCACGCUUGGCUGUGUCAUUGACUAUCUCUCCAAUGUAGGCGUGCUGUACGAGAAGCCUCCUCCAGACCUCCACCUAUCCAGCCACUUAGACGUACCACAAUCCCUCUUCUGGGACUCCCGAGAUCGUCGCUGCAACAUGUACGUAAGCAGAGGCAGCAUAUGCGACAUCGGGUUUCUCUCCGCCGUGAUCGACAACGGGUCCUACUUGACAAGCGGAACCACUGCCAAUGCCAAUUUUUGCCCUUCUCUCUCGAUUUCCAGGUUCCGUUUUUUGCCACCUCCACCUCCACCUCCACACGAAGCUCAUCCUCUCCCACCAAAAACAGAAACACGCCUCCAGACAACACUCCAGUCCAAUCCCCUGUUUGUCCCCCUGUUAUACGUGCAUUCUGACCUUGCAGUCUCCUGCGCUCCAGGACCCUGA
This is a messenger RNA of Colletotrichum acutatum, 456 nucleotides long. RefSeq lists its product as uncharacterized. The transcript is spliced from 3 exons. The coding region runs from base 1 to 456 and encodes 151 amino acids. NCBI's taxonomy places the organism in Eukaryota, Fungi, Ascomycota, Sordariomycetes, Glomerellales, Glomerellaceae. The record is from RefSeq and is a predicted model, not a curated record.